Fibroporia radiculosa is the source of this 1257-nucleotide messenger RNA. RefSeq lists its product as uncharacterized. The transcript has 8 exons. Gene Ontology annotation, cellular component: SWI/SNF complex; nucleus. The coding region runs from base 1 to 1257 and encodes 418 amino acids. The record is from RefSeq and is a predicted model, not a curated record. Gene Ontology annotation, biological process: regulation of transcription by RNA polymerase II. Lineage: Eukaryota; Fungi; Basidiomycota; Agaricomycetes; Polyporales; Fibroporiaceae.
AUGGAGGCACCGAAACCAGCAGCGAAGAAACGCAAACUCACCGACAAGAAUCUCCCAAAUGCGCUCCUCGAAUCGCCAGAAUUUGCUGCAGACUCGCAGAUGUACCGCGACCUCCUCGAGAUGGAGCGUCGACUGGACUGGACCAUGACACGAAAGCGUGUUGAAGUUCAAGAUGCGCUCGCUCGAGUUAUUCAGACUACCCGGACAUUACGAAUAUUCCUAAGCCACACAGUGUCUGGCCAAGCUUGGCAACAGGAUGGUGCGGGCACAGGUGCGGCGGAUGGCGACUCGGGAAAGGCAAACCCGGAGACGGGCGAAGGGAUUCCUGCGUGGACAUUCCGUGUCGAAGGGAGGCUUAUCGAGCCACCAAACCAGCGAUCGAGAGACCGGACACCGUCGCGAAAGUUAUCGUCGCUUAUUAAAAGCAUUGUGGUGGAUCUGGACCGAGAUACAACGUUGUACCCCGAAGGGAACAUAGUUGAGUGGAUUCGUGGUCCAAGCCAGCCACAAUUAGACGGGUUCACGGUUAGACGAAGAGGAGAUACCCUGACCAAAAUUCGAGUAGUGAUCCAUCUCGAGCAACAACCGGAACGUUACAAAGUGCAGCCAGAACUUGGUAACAUACUGGGUUUGCAGGAGGAAACGCGGACAGGAGUUGUUCAAGCAUUAUGGAACUACAUCAAAAGUCAAGGUUUACAAGAUAAAGUAGACCGUCGCGCGAUUCGAGCGGAUUCAGCUCUUCGCCCAAUCUUCGGCGCCGAUUCUAUGUUGUUCCAACACCUACCAGAACUGGUCAAUCGAUUCUUGCAACCCGCAGAUCCAAUCAUUCUGCAUUACACUUUGAAUCCGGACAUUCCUCCACCCGAGAAGCCCAGCGCGUGGGAUGUGGAGAUAAAGUUGGAUGACACAUCGCUAAAGAGUCGUAUGAGCCACGUUGCCGUGCAGAUGACGGCAGAGUCAGCUCGGGACCUGGGAAAGCUCGACGAUGAAAUCGCAUUGCACGUUCAAUCGCUGCACAAUGCACAUCUGAAGCGGAAUUUCUUGCAUGCUUUCGCAGAGAAUCCGCGAGAAUUCAUUCAGCAUUGGCUGGCAUCGCAAUCGCGCGACCUUGAGAACGUGCUGGGAAGUGGACCAAGCGAGGGCGCUACUCUGCGCCAGGAAGACCUCCGGCGGAGCGAAUUCUUCAGACUUCCAUGGGUUGAAGAAGCCGUGGCCGUUCAAGAGGGGCUGCGCCUUGCGGCGAAGGCUGGUAUAUGA